This is a messenger RNA of Homalodisca vitripennis (glassy-winged sharpshooter), 1328 nucleotides long. RefSeq lists its product as uncharacterized. The record is from RefSeq and is a predicted model, not a curated record. NCBI's taxonomy places the organism in Eukaryota, Metazoa, Arthropoda, Insecta, Hemiptera, Cicadellidae. The coding region runs from base 46 to 855 and encodes 269 amino acids. The transcript has 2 exons.
GUUUCGUGAGAGAGGUGUCAACUGCUGUCAACUGAAUUUAGGAAGAUGGCUGUUGCAGUUCCACAUUGGAUUGAUAAAUCGUUCUUAACGCUUUGCCUUAACGGUGGUUUAAAUGAUGAGACGAGUGAUAUACAAGUUUCUUCUUUUGAAGUUUCGUCUCUUCUUCCCCCAGGAAACAACUACGGUAGCUAUCUGCUAAGGGUUAAAGUUAUAUUCAACAGGGCGGGAAUAACAAGUAACCAGUCUCUCAUCAUAAAAUAUCUCACAGGGAAUAAUGAAGUCACCAAAUUAUUCGAUAGAAUGUAUGAUAAGGAGCCUUCAUUUUACGACCAAUAUCUACCAGACGCGUUGAAAGUCGAUUAUAGUUUACCGGUACCAAAACCAUUCUACUCUCCAAUAUCUGAUGUAAUAAUCCUUGAAGACUUGAGUACUGAAGGUUACAGAAUGGCCGAUCGAUGCAAAAUGUUGGACUUUGACCAUUGCAAACAUUUCUUCAUCGCCUCUGCUAUUUUCCACGCCACGUCGGUUGCCGUGUACAAGAAGCACCCUGACAUUGUCACAUCGAUAGCAGUCGAUCCUCUGUUCUCCAAAGAUUUAGCGGAGAGUUGCGUGAAAAUACACAAAGGAUUCAUGAUUCAAGGACUGUUGUGUAUGGCCGAUAGAUUAGAACGUGUCAAAAAGUACCAAGCAUAUGCUGAGGUAGUACGCAAAUGUACAAGUGGUAUUUGGGAUAAGGUUAUAAACCUCCAUCAACAAAACUAUAAAUUAAAUGUGCUGCAGCAAGCAGACGCAUGGACAACAAAUAUGAUGUUUAAGUACGAUGAAUCUGGCAAGUCACAGGUGUUAAACUUUUAGAUUUCCAAGCGACAAGAUACAGUUCUCCUUUGUGCUCUUUGGUUUUCUUCAUCUGGACCAGUGCAAGCCACGAGGUCCGUGAGCAAAGACUUGAGGAACUGUAUCAUAUAUACUGUGACGUGCUCAAUGCGAAACUCGAGGAACUCGACUGCUCUGAGCGCUUGUCUUAUGAAGAAUUCCAAGAUGGCAUCAAGACCCUAAGUCCUGCAAUACUCGCGAUAGCUGCAUAUUUCUUUCCGUCUAUCACAAGCCCUCGUGUAAUCGAGAUUGGAAGGAUGAUCAACACAUUAUGUGAAGGCACAAGUAACCCUUAUGAUGGUUACUAUAAUGCAGAAUAUUGUGAAAACAGUUUUGUAAGACUUGCUGCUCAGUUGGCUGCUCAAGGAGUUUUUGAUGUCAUGCAAAAAAAUUACUGAAACCCUCAACCAAUCAAUCAUUACUCGUUGUAUUUUUCAAUAAAAGUCUCAAAUGAC